GUGCGGAUUUCUACAGGGUCUCAACUGUCGCUUCCGAGAAGAGCUACACCUGCCAUUCCUCAUACAACCACCAGAAGGGGGACUUUUGAUCCGUCGAAAAACCUCGGUACCUUCGCGUGAUGGUAUAGGCCUGGGACCUCAAAUAUUUCAUCUCCAUCCUGGUCAACUCACACGCACAACAUAAAACGACAAGAUACUUGCCAGCCGAAGCACUCAUUGCAAAGGGAGACGAGGCGAUGGCCACCGCGAAGAAUGGCUUUGUGGUGGUUGGAGUUAGUCGUCCUGCGACGACACUUGAUAGCAGGCCCAGGCAAAGGAGAAGGAAUACUGUCAGAUGGACGAUUGGUCUAGUGGUUCGACUCUGUAUCUGGUAUGCCUUGUUGACGCCGUUUCUUCGUUGUCCAUCCCAGCUCUCCGAUUUGGAUGGAACAUCACCCCGGGUUUGCAAGCCGUACCUCAUUGCUCGGUCGCACGUCGAGCCUCAUAUAACCCCGUAUUAUAAUGCUUACGGUGCGCCCUAUAUCGAGAUGGCUCGCCCGUACGUGCAUAUUGUCGACGAAAAAGUCUAUACACCCACAUCUCGCGUCGUCCGCCGUGGUUAUGAAUCAUACGGAGUGCCCGCAUUGAACAAGGCGCAAAUCUACGGCCAGGAGCAAUGGGAGGUGCAAGUGGUCCCACACCUGAAUGCGGUCAAGGACAAGGUGACUACACUGUACAUCUCGGAAGUCUACCCAUACAUCCAGCGUGCAGAGGAAGUGGUCAUACCGCCGUAUAGGAAGGCCAGUGGCGCGGUUAGAUCCGUCUGCGUCGACUAUCUUCUACCCUUUGGCGCCAAGUACCAGCCGUUCAUCGGAAAGACAUAUACGUCAGGCCAGCAGAUCCUCACCACCACGAUUCUGCCCAAUGCCCAGAGCUCAUGGUCAAACACCAUUCAAUUCAUUAGGGGAACUCUGUGGCCGAAGAUCGCCAGUCUCUACUGGGAGAAUGUCGAACCACAACUCGUCAAAAUUGGUGAGAGACUUGCCAGCUAUCGAGAGGGAAAGGGCCCUCGAAAUAUUGUGGAUGAGGCCAAUGCUACCCAGUAUGAGACUGUCACCACAUCAUCUAGAACCGAGGUACCUCCACCGCAGCCGACACUCUCGGCCGAGGAACAAACAGCUCAAAAACGCGAAAGAAUCGAAAGUGAUCUACGUUUAUGGCAAGAGAAGUUCUCCGCCGCCGCCGAGAAUGGUCUCGAAAGCCUCGAGGAGCAUCUACAGGGGAUGGUCAAUGAUUACCUAUCUGGCGAAACCCUUGUAUACGGCGAAGAAUUGGUCACGGGGCUGGGAGCGGUUGUAGAAAAUGAGAUUCUUGCUCUCAAGCACCAUAUCAACACCCUUGCUGAAUCUUUGCCCUACGAGAACCUUCCUAAAGCUGAAAAGGCUGCCCAAGAGGAGCUGCUGCGGAACGUCAAAGAAGCUGCUAUUUCCAUUCGAGGCCGUGCACACGCUCUGCGGGAAUGGCGCAACUCAUUUGAGAAUGAGUUGAUGUGGCGCGUCCAUGCAGCAGUCAACUCUACACUUGAUGUUCUUAACAAUGUUCGCGACCUCGGAUUCCAAGAGGUAGGCAUCCGCUGGGCAUCCAUGGACGGUAUAACCUACAAGGACUGGGCGAGAUACCAUGCUCUCAAAGCGGAAAUGGAAGAUUGGAAAGAACAGUUCGUGACCUAUGGAACCCAGCAUGCGAAACUCGAAGAAGCGAUCUCUGCGGCAGAGGAGGUCUUGUCGCGAGGCAUGGAUAUUGCUGAGAAUGCUGCGAAGGAGCUUGCCAGGUUGCGGGAAGUCGGCAAGUGGAAGAUUUCCGCUCGUGAAGCAAGCGACAACUUUGACAUGAGAAACGACCCCCCGCCUUCACUGCCUGAGCCCGCCUUUCCUGAAGCAGAGACCGCUGAUGAGAACAGUCGGGACAAGACAUCCCAGACAGGUACCGAGGAUCCUGAAAUCGCAAUUGGCUCCUUAACCGGGGUUGAAGAUGAAAAUGUUCAAGGCUCUAACAGUCACGGUGUCUCCGCUGAAUUUGUCGCUGAGCAACUGGAUGAUCCAGCUACUGUCGCAGGCACAGGCAGCAGCUUCGAUGCCUCUAACCAGGCGGCAUGGGAUGUGGCUGCGGCAGUACUCUCUGCCCAGCAAGCGAAGGAAGGUAAUCUCGGCUCUGAAGAGCAGGAGGCCAUUGAGAGACUCAUCUCAGGGCUGCUUGUCGGCAAAGACGCCGAAUUUGCCGAGGAUAUCAUGAAUCAACUCCGCGCCAUCUACAAGGCACCAAGAUCCUCUUCGGCAUCAUUUUCAGCCUCGCCUUCGGCGACACCUUCGACACCAGUUAGCGUCGCCGUCGAUACUUUGUCAACAACAACAGCCACACCAGUUGUCGAAGAAAGCAGCCCUUCAGCUUCCAUGACGGCCGAGGAAAUGGUUUCCGAACCAAUCCCUGCUGCUGCUGCAUCUGACAUGCAGAACUCAGUCCACGAACAGCAAGAGAUCUUUGAGAGCUCCCAGAACCCGGAGGGUGUGAAAGCAGCUCUAGAGAGUGCGGAGUCUCAAUACAGCAGCUUGACUUCUCGUGCCAGUGAUUUUGAAACCGCCGCAGUCGAGACUGGUGUGGACGAUGCCGAUGAUCAGACCGAGAGCAUGGAAGACGACAUUGAGGCUGAAUUAUGA
Messenger RNA from Aspergillus saccharolyticus JOP 1030-1, 2693 nucleotides. RefSeq lists its product as uncharacterized. The coding region runs from base 237 to 2693 and encodes 818 amino acids. Gene Ontology annotation, biological process: protein transport. Lineage: Eukaryota; Fungi; Ascomycota; Eurotiomycetes; Eurotiales; Aspergillaceae. The transcript has 3 exons. The record is from RefSeq and is a predicted model, not a curated record.